Molecule: messenger RNA, 1227 nt
Organism: Naegleria gruberi
Lineage: Eukaryota; Heterolobosea; Eutetramitea; Acrasida; Naegleriidae
Exons: 1
Coding region: 1-1227 (408 amino acids)
Source: RefSeq, a predicted model, not a curated record
AUGGGAUCAUAUUUUUCAAGACGUGUUAAUACACAACCAACAACAAAUAAUCAAAAUAAUUCCAUGUCUGCAUCUUCAUCAACCACCAGCGAUAGCAACAUGCAACAACAUUCGAAUAUCGAGGAAGAAACUAAACAUGCAGAAAACCAAAUUAAAGAUGGAAUUCUCGAUCCACAAGAACAUGAACAUGCCAAGUCACUCACAUCUGUCAAGUUAAAAUUCUCCAACAAAUUAGAAUCGAAUUUUAACAAUCAAGAAUCCAAAAUUAAUUCCAUCUGCAAGGCCGAAGGAAUGAAUUUGAGCAUUGAAUUGAAAAACGAAACUAGUUUUCAAUUUAGAACUCCAAAUAAUUUCAAUUCAGAAAAUUAUCCAAUCAUGUAUGAUGUUAAAGAAAGUGGAAGAAUUUGUGUGUACAAAUUUUAUCCAAAUGAACUAUUCGAAUUGAAAGAAACAGAGAGACACAUGUUGAUUAUUCCAGUAAUUGUAAAGAUUGAUCAGAAAAAGAGCAAUGGCAACUUGAUUUUGAAACUAAACGAAAGAAAGUUUGCAGUGGCUUAUAUUACCAAUGAUUCGUGUGGACAAGUAUACGAAAGUUUUAGAAACAAUUACAAAACAGAAAAUAUUCAAUUUUUGAAUGUAUUUUUCAAAAACAAGCAACCAUGCCUUUCCUCACUUUCUACAUUUAUUUCAUUUGAUUUAUCCAUUGGUGAUGAAAAGGAUUUUAACAUUGAAUUGUGUCGUUCCAUUCAGGGAAAUGCUUUACAGUUUGCACUUGUGGAUGAAAGUUUUGAUUUGACAACACCUAAUUAUUACAAUUCGCAAAUGAAUGAGCUAUUUCCAAUUUUCUAUCAAUAUACCAAUGUAGGACCUUUGAUUUUCAAAUUUGAGGAACCUUAUGUGUAUGUGGAAUUCAAUGAGGGAAGAAUGGUUAUUCCUAUUAUGGUUGAAAGAUUUGAUCAACAAGUUCAUGUAGAUUUUGUUUUGGAUUUAAUUGAUGCUAAUGAUGGAAAUGUAUGUAUUGAAACAAACAUGGAAUGUACUCAAUCAGUCAAUCAAGUUUGUUUCCAACACUUCCAAAAUACGAAAAGGAAACAAGAAACUGCAAGUGUUAUCGAAGAAGAUAGUUUAUUCCAUGAAAAUGUCAAGUUUAUCCAAAGCACCUCUCGUGUACUUGUUUUCUUCGAGGAUUGCACCACUGGUGGAAAUAAUUCUCAACAAUCAAAAUAA